This is a messenger RNA of Laccaria bicolor S238N-H82, 741 nucleotides long. RefSeq lists its product as uncharacterized. The record is from RefSeq and is a predicted model, not a curated record. Lineage: Eukaryota; Fungi; Basidiomycota; Agaricomycetes; Agaricales; Hydnangiaceae. Gene Ontology annotation, cellular component: endoplasmic reticulum membrane. Gene Ontology annotation, biological process: protein folding. The annotation marks the transcript as partial. The transcript is spliced from 4 exons.
CUGGGGCACAACGGUUCCAUCUCCAAUGUCGCCAAUAUCGCUGUCUGUGGGGCCAGCGUCUUCUUUACUGCCUUCCUCAUCUACAUAUGCAACCGUCGUAAAGCAGCCGUCGGCCGGGUCGAACUCCGCGCAUUUCUCGGUCUAUACCUCCUCACUCUCCCUUUACAACUCUUGACAACGGGAUCGCUGCUUGAACAAGGGUCAACGGCCCUGGUUGUUCUCACUGCUAUUCACGCAGGCGUCGUUGCAGGCCUCUUCUGGGCGUUGCUGGCCAACGCCAUCGUCGCAACACAAGUCGUUGAAGACGGCACGUUGAGCAGUCUGAUUCCCUACUACAUAUUCACAGUCAUAUUCUUUGCCGUGACAACCUACAUCUCUCUCGAUGUUGCCCUCGGAAUAACAACCGCCAUCGGCGGCCUUUCCUCUCCACCGGAAUCGCUCCAUUCUAUACCUUUAUUCGUACUGACGAGCAUAUGGCCAGGCGCAUGUGCCGUCAUAUAUCUCAUUCUGAUGGCCUACAUCGUUCUGCGGGUGCUGAACGAGACAAGGCCGAUGGUGUAUUACAUCUUGAGUGCCGCCCUCUUCGUAUUGAGCCAGCUGGCUUGGUUCUUGUUGAAUAAGGUGAUUUGCAAGGGAUCAUCAGCAAAGGUUGACGGUUCGUUCAUUGCUACCUUGCUCGAGACGGCAGCCGUUGGUGUUUUAUAUCUUGCUUGGAGAAGUAUUACGGAAGGUGAGUUUUGA